AUGUUUAAAUGGCCUUGCCUGUUUGCCCUUGAAAAAUCCAAAUCUUGUUGGGUGAGUGACUGUUUGGAGGUUUCGGGUGCCGAUUUGCGUUUUCAUUUCAGUUGGGUGAGAGAGCCGGUUGCACUUAGUGAAGUUCAGGAGUUGGGCGAACUUGUGUCUUCUUUCAGCGGGGUGAAGCUUACAGCUGGAAGGGAUAAAUGGAUUUGGUCUCCGGAGGCUUCGGGGGUCUUUUCGACAAGGUCUUUCAAGGCGUUAGCGUUUGGAGUUAGGGUCGAGGAGGUUCCUUUUUCCGUCAAGGGUUGUGGAUGGGUGCCAGCCAAGUGCAGGAUUUUUAUGUGGAGAACCGCUCUUGAUCGGAUCCCAACUAAGCAAGCGUUAGAAAGAAGGAACAUUCAGGUUGAUUCGUCGUUUUGUGCUCUUUGCGGGGAAGGAGUGGAAACAGUGGAUCACAUAUUUACGGCUUGUGACGUUGCUAUGAGGGUUUGGAAUCGCUUUUGCGGGUGGGUGAACCUCCCUCCGUUCUUUGCGUUCUCGUUCUCGGACGUCCUAAAUUUUCACAAAGGGGUUGAUCGGAACAAAAAAGCAAAGGAGAUAAUUCGUGGUUUGGUUGUAGUAGUGUGUUGGGCGAUAUGGAAAGCUAGGAACGAAAAGAUUUUUGCCAAUGGUAGAGUAGAUUGUGUAGACAUUUUUGGUGAAGUGAGAUCCUACGGGUUUUUUUUUUGGCUUAAAAAUAGAUCGAAGUAUAGGGAGAUAGUGUGGAGAGAAUGGUGUAACAAUCCGUUGUAUAUGUUGUAG
Helianthus annuus (common sunflower) is the source of this 795-nucleotide messenger RNA. RefSeq lists its product as uncharacterized. The record is from RefSeq and is a predicted model, not a curated record. Bases 1 to 795 code for a protein of 264 amino acids. The transcript has a single exon. NCBI's taxonomy places the organism in Eukaryota, Viridiplantae, Streptophyta, Magnoliopsida, Asterales, Asteraceae.